Molecule: messenger RNA, 592 nt
Organism: Dendrobium catenatum
Lineage: Eukaryota; Viridiplantae; Streptophyta; Magnoliopsida; Asparagales; Orchidaceae
Product: spindle pole body component 110-like
Exons: 4
Coding region: 23-532 (169 amino acids)
Source: RefSeq, a predicted model, not a curated record
AGAAAGAGUGUGAGGGAGAGAGAUGCAGGGAGUAGUGAGAGAGCAGCAGCAGCAGCAGCGUGUGAAGGAUUCUGAGCUCAUCUAUAUAGAAAUGCCUGCGAAUGAAGAGAGAGAAGAUGAGGAGGAAAUGCCGAGAUCAGCUCUCUCUGCAUUCAGAGCAAAAGAGGAAGAGAUUGAAAGGAAGAAAACUGAGGUGAGAGAAAAGGUUUUCUCUCAGUUGGGCAGAGUAGAAAAGGAAUCCAAACGUUUGGCAGAAAUCCGAGCUGAGCUGGAAACAAUGGCUGAUCCUACCAGAAAGGAAGUUGGAGCAAUUAGGAAGAGGAUUGAUACAGUUAAUCGUGAGCUAAAGUCCCAUGGACAGAAUUGCCUGAAGAAGGAGAAGGAAUAUAAAGAUGCCGUUGAUGCCUUCAAUGAGAAGAACAAAGAGAAGGGCCAAUUAGUCAAUAAAUUGAUGGAGCUUGUGAGUGAGAGCGAGAGAUUGAGGAUGAAAAAGCUAGAGGAACUGAGCAAGACAAUAGACUCACUACACUAAUUCAACCUAUGGAUAUAAGCAAGGAAUUAAUUAUUUUUGUGUUUGAAUGUUUAAGAAGAG